UUCAAUAAAAAUCAAAGAAAAUUAGUUCGAGCGGGGUCAAGUCUUGUUGCAUUAAAGAUGUUAUUCAAUUCAAAUAAUGCAAUUCAAGAAAUUCAAUCUGCCGUCAUCAAUAACCACUUUAACAGUUCAGUAUACGAUCUAAUUAGAAAUGGGAAUAUCUUCUAUCGAUAUUUAUGUGAUCACUUACUUGAUUUAACUAUUGGAUUACAACCUUUACAUGGUCGUCAAUACAUUCAUCGGAAUUUACAUAGUGGCAGCAUUUUGUGCGGUUUACAUUUAUUAAUAACAGACUUUGGACGAUGUAGAAAAACUACCGAAAUUAUGGAUGAUGAAGUGUUUGGCAUAAUACCAUAC
Messenger RNA from Ambispora leptoticha, 354 nucleotides. Lineage: Eukaryota; Fungi; Glomeromycota; Glomeromycetes; Archaeosporales; Ambisporaceae. The record is from the annotation of a GenBank genome assembly.